Molecule: messenger RNA, 3334 nt
Organism: Polyodon spathula (Mississippi paddlefish)
Lineage: Eukaryota; Metazoa; Chordata; Actinopteri; Acipenseriformes; Polyodontidae
Product: hyccin-like
Exons: 11
Coding region: 273-1826 (517 amino acids)
Biological process (GO): phosphatidylinositol phosphate biosynthetic process; protein localization to plasma membrane
Cellular component (GO): plasma membrane
Source: RefSeq, a predicted model, not a curated record
UGACUAAUUUAGCUAAUAAUAAUACACAAUCUGAAUUUGCAGUAGAUUCAUACCCUGGGCAGCUGCAAGGGAGCCAAAGGGAGUAGGAGUGGAAUCAGACCCUAGACACCGGCCCUGCAGGGUCUGGGUAGGAAGGAAUAAUGGCAGCUUCAGCAGCAGGAGAGACAGAUCAUUUCAGUGAAGCUUUUUGCUGUGCUGCCCAGUGGAGGGAUGAUGUCAGUGUCAGGGAUUUCGGAUCCGUGUAAAUACAAGAAAACAGCCAAUGCUGGAAGAUGUUGGAUAUGGACCAAGGGGUAGUGGAGGAGUGGUUGUCAGAGUUCAAGACUCUACCUGAGACGGCCAUACCAAGCUAUGCUGCAGGUUUAAAAGACAAGGCUGCUUUGGUUUCAGCUCUGUACCGUGUUAUCCAGGAACCCCAGAGUGAGUUCCUGGAGCCUGUGUGUCACCAGCUGUUUGAGUUCUACCGCAGUGGAGAAGUCAGCCUGCAGCGCUUUACUCUCCAGUUCCUUCCAGAGUUCAUCUGGAGCUACCUUUCCAUUUGCACCAACAGAGACCUGCACAGCACUGGCUGCAGAGAAGCCCUUCUCCUGGGCAUAUACAAUCUAGAAAUAAUUGACAAAGAUGGACAGAGCAAAGUGUUAUCAUUCACUGUCCCUUCCCUGUCGAAGCCUUCUGUGUACCAUGAGCCUUCUACAAUUGGUUCUUUGGCUCUCACAGAAGGGGCAUUAGCCAAACAUGGCCUAAGCAGAGUUGUAUACAGUGGGCCUCAUCCACAGAGAGAGAUCUUUACAGCACAGAACAGGUUUGAAGUGUUGACGUUCCUUCUCCUGUGCUACAAUUCUGCUUUAAGCUACAUGGCGAGUGCUUCCUUGCAGUCCCUCUGUCACCUGAGCACCGGGGUAAGCAUUUGCGGGUAUCCUAGACAGCUCCUGAGGAAGUACAAAGGCGUCAGCAGCAGAAUGCCAGUUUCUUCAGAGUUUCUUGUCCAGUUGAUAACCAGCCUUUAUUAUGCUCUCUAUAAUGGUGAAUGGGAUAUGGCCAGUAAAGCAUUGGAUGAUGUCUUAUACAGAGCUCAGCUGGAGCUUUAUCCUGAAGCGUUGUUGGUGGGAAAUGCAGUCAAGUCUUCCUUGCCUGGAGGUGCAUUGAAAUCAAAUAAGGAGGGCACUCGGUGUAUUCAGGUAGAAGUUACUCCAACAUCCUCGAGAAUAUCAAGAAAUGCAGUGACCAGCUUGUCAAUCAGAGGCCAUCGGUGGAAGAGAAAUGAUGCUGUGGAUUUAACAUCCCCAGAGGAACUGAUGGAAGUCUCUGAAAUGGAUGAAGGGUUUUGUUCCAGGGCAGCUUCAAAUGCCAGUCCUCCUGUGAUCAUUAUCACUAGCAGCAGUGGGAAGACACCUGGGAAGAGCCAGCGAAAGUCUGGAAGCAGCAGGGCUGGGAAGGAAAGGGAGGCUAAUGUGGAGAGCUGCCGGGACCACUUGUCUCGCAAGCAGGCCCAGAGGGCCAUGAGCGAGAACCUGGAGCUGCUGUCCUUGAAGAGGCUGACCUUGACGACUAGCCACUCCCUCCCCAAGCCAGACAGUGUCAGUCUGGCCCGGACUGCCACCGCUGUCUUUAGUAAGUCCUUCGAGCAGGUCAGCAAUGUCUUUGGGGCCAACAAUCCUGCCAGCACAGGCAACACUACCUCAACCGAGGCCAACCGCUAUUCGGCCUGCAGCCUUCAGGAGGAGAAGCUGGCCUAUGUCUCAGAAAGGACCGAGCUCUUGGGCCCAAGCUCCAGGCACAAGCAGCGCUCCCCCAGCAUUGGCAUCCAGCUUUCCACAGACCUAUGAUCGUUUCUGUUAGUGGUCACAGAGGGUUAUGGUCUAUUUAGUAUGGUGUUAAAAUCAUGUUACCGCUGCUGUAGCAUCGGGUUCAGUUUUUGUUGAAGAAAAAAGGUACAGUUGCAGGCUUGUUUUGUACUUCUGGUGAUGGAUUAAAAUGUUGGUUUUAACACUGACUGAGCAAUAAUGAUAAAAGUAGGAGGGUGUUCAUGCAUUCAGUUGGACUAAUGUUCAGUGGCUUCUUUAGAAGUGUCACCCUUUUACAAGAAGUUCUGGGAAUACCCAAUGAAUGGACCCCACUCCAACCCCAGUCCUGUGGUACUGGUACAAGCACUGAAUAUUAGACUGUUUAGGUGAUUAAAGAUUUAGAUUUUAAGUAAUUUUACUGUAUUGUUUAUAAAAAAAGCUAGUCCAUUAUAGAGGUGAAGCUGCUGUAAAUUGAGUAAGAAAAGAAUUGUAAUGGGAUAUAUUUUUAACUUUGUUUAUAACUAAAAAUACAAACUUACCUGUACAAGUAUGUGAAAAAAAUUAACUAAACACCAUGUCUUUAAAAAGCAUAAGACUAGAAGAAACAUUUGGAAGACAUGGGUGAAAAUAUGCCAUAUAUACACACAAACAAGAAACAAGCACGACACGUAGUUCUCGUUGAACUUUUUUAUGGUGAUUAAAACGUGUGGUUUGCAGUAGAUUUUGUCUGGUCCUCUAUUCAUUCACUUCCUUUGUUCUUUCUUUUGCACAAGAAAAAGAUAACCUGUCUGAAGAUCACUAGUUUAGAAACCAAGAACCUGUUUAUAUUUAUCUCAAAUAGUCAUUCUUUUUAUAAACAAUGCAAUUUAUUAUUUUCACAUUAGUGUCUAUUUCUUUUUAAUGUCCACAUUCUCUUUUGUUUGUUUUUUUGUUUGUAUUCGGGCCUUUUAAAACGGAUUCCAGUCUGCAUGUUUUAUAAUCUGUGUGGUGUUUCCAAUGAAGCAAGGGGAAUUACAUGAGAACAGUAUUGAUUGCUAUGGCAUUUAAUUUUUGGGAGUAAAUUAUACACCUGCAUGACUUGGGCUAUAUCUGUGUGUUAGCUGAAAGCCCUGUCCUACUGUUACAUUCUUAAUGAUUUUACACAGCAGAGUUUGUUACUUUCUUUUUAAAUCUGGCACAUCGGUAGACACUUAUCCAAGUUAGUCUCGUUUUUUUCUUCAUUCUGUUUCUCAACAUGUUUUUACCUUUUCCAAUGAUUUUUCUAAACAAAAAUAAAAAUCUGCGGUAUUGUUUUUAACAGACUAUAAGCUUCUUUUUUUAAAUAUUUGUGAACAGACUGUUUGGUAAAUUAGUCAGCAAAAUCUAACCGUAGUAGAUGGUUUAAACAUUUCGUCAGUAGAUCGGAUAACAGCAAUCACCAGAUGUUUGUUUUUGUUUACAGUAUGUGGGGAUUUGAUAUAUUGCUCGUGUGGAUUGUACAGUUUACUGAAGUUUCCAUCUGAAAAUACCUGUGGUUGCUAUAGUUUCACAAUAAAAAUAAAUAUUUCAAA